CGACAUGACAACCAUCAAUAAGCCUAACCCUUUUUAUUAUUCAUUAAGCGGCAACAGAGAAGAAGAUGAGAAAGGAAAAUUAUGCCCGAUAUUCAUAGACUGUGUUCGGGAAGCGCGCUAUCGGUGCUAUCGCAUCAUUCUAUCCUUAAUUUAUAUCUAAUGAUAAAAAUAGAACGACGCGAGUAGCGCUAAUAGCGCUUUAUUCGAUGCAGCCAUAAUUAAUCCAGGGGAUUUACAGACGGUUCAAGGUCUCUGUUUUGGCCUAAUAAUAGAUGUUGAUAUUAUACUGGUAAGAAAUUAUUGGAACCAAUCAGAUAUAUUCUUCAAGUUCCCGGGAAACAAAUAAGAGCGAAAUUAGCAAAAGCUUUUAAUUACUGGUUAAGAAUAUCGGACGAUAGACUACAAGCGAUCGAUGAGAUCGUAAAUAUGCUUCACAAUUCAAGUAUUGUCAUUGAUGAUAUUCAAGAUAAUUCUAUUUUGCGAAGAGGCAUUCCUGUUGCGCAUUCAGUUUAUGGAAUUGCUAGCUCAUUAAGUGCCGCUAAUUACGUAUUAUUUGUUGCUUUGGAGAGAGUUGUUAAUUUACAACAUCCAGCGGCAACGAAAGUGUAUAUGGAACAAUUGCUGGAACUUCACAGAGGUCAGGGAAUGGAUAUUUUUUGGAGAGAUAAUUUUAUUUGUCCAACUGAAGAAGAUUACAAGACCAUGACAAUAAGAAAAACUGGCGGACUCUUCAACUUGGCUGUAAGAUUAAUGAAACUAUUUUCAACUAAUGAAGAGGAUUUUUCAUCAUUAAUAGCUACUUUAGGAUUAUAUUUUCAAAUACGGGAUGACUAUUGUAAUUUGUGCCUUGGUGAGUACACUGAGAAUAAAAGUUAUUGCGAAGAUCUGACUGAGGGAAAAUUCAGCUUCCCGAUUAUUCAUGCACUUACAAGCAAUCCUGAUGACAGGCAAAUAAUAAAUAUCUUAAGACAACGGACAAAAGACAUUGAAGUAAAACGUCAUUGCAUUAAAUUGUUAGAAAGAUUCGGUUCUUUCAAGUACACAAGAAACGUACUUGAGGAAUUAGAUUUAGCAGCAAGAACUGAAAUUGAACGUUUAGGUGGCAAUCCGCUCUUGAUGAAGAUUUUGGAUGAGCUCAAGAAUUGGGAUACUAAAGAUGCGCCUAAAGAUCUCUUAACUGGCACAUUUUAGAUUAUUUAUAGAAUUUUUAUUUUAUAAAAUAAUAUUAUAUAAUAUAAUAUUUUUCUUUAUUUUCUUUAUAAUAUUAUACAAGUUUUCUUUAUAAUAUUAUACAAGACAAUCUGCUAUUAAAGAUGUCUAAGCAGCAAAAAGAGAUGAUUACGAAAAAAAAUAAUUUAUAAAAAUAUGUAUCAAAAAUGUACAUCAAAAAUGUACAUCAAUAAAGUGUUUUUACAAAAUUUUCUAGAUAGCCAAACAUAUCGAGAACAUCGCACUUAUGUUACAUAUUAUGUUAUAAAUCGAACAUCAGCCGAAUAUGAGCUGUUUUAUUAGAUAGCGUCAGCAAAAAUAUAAUAAAAAAUAUAAGAAAAAUCGAGAAAUCCCUGUGUCAUAAAAUAGUUACAAAAUAAACAUUCUGCUAAAUGUGGCCAUUAUUUGAUAUAUACCGUCACUGGUAACAUGUUAUAGAUAACAUGCUGAUAAUAAUAAGUUGUCUUCAAUUUGCAAUCAAUACAUUAUUAACUGCAGAUAAUAACAUUUAAAUUGAUAACACUUGUGAAGUUACUGCACACAAUUACUUGUACUGUACAAGUUACUUGUACGCAAUUGUUUAUUUGCGAAUAAUAAAUCGUUGCUAAUGUUGCAUUAAAUUAU
Pogonomyrmex barbatus (red harvester ant) is the source of this 1833-nucleotide messenger RNA. RefSeq names its product geranylgeranyl pyrophosphate synthase quemao (gene qm). Gene Ontology annotation, biological process: isoprenoid biosynthetic process. Lineage: Eukaryota; Metazoa; Arthropoda; Insecta; Hymenoptera; Formicidae. The record is from RefSeq and is a predicted model, not a curated record. Gene Ontology annotation, molecular function: prenyltransferase activity.